This is a messenger RNA of Python bivittatus (Burmese python), 1523 nucleotides long. Lineage: Eukaryota; Metazoa; Chordata; Lepidosauria; Squamata; Pythonidae. The record is from RefSeq and is a predicted model, not a curated record.
UUGUCAGUCUAAAUGAUUUUUUCCUCCUUAGCUAUGUAUCUGCAGUCUCCCCAGGCAGCCAAAAUGAGGAUGGUGACAGAUUCAGCCUACAAAAUGAGACUUGAAUUUUCUACACCUGUGUUAAUGAUCUGGGCUGAACACAGAAUGAUCUUUCACCUCUCACAGUUUGGACUGCUGGCAAUACUUUUCAUCAGUACAUGAAGUAGCAGAACUGGGAGGAGGAAUGAAGGAAAAAUGUGAGUUAUGCCAUGCAGCUUUCUCAUAAAUGAAACAUGGACAACCAGACCGGAGUGCGUUACUUUCUGCUCCUGGAAAUCUCAGAAACUCAGCAACUGCAGCUGCUACAUUUCUUCUUGUUCUUUGUGUUAUACCUGGCAAUUACUACGGCAAAUCUUCUCAUCAUCUGUGCAGUAGUUUUUCACCAGCAACUGCAGAGACCCAUGUACUUCUUUCUGAUGAAUUUGGCAGUGCAGGACCUGGGCUCAGUUUCUGUCAUUGUUCCCAAAUCCAUGAUCAAUUCCCUCACAAACUCCAGACACAUCUCUUACUUUGGUUGUGUUGCUCAAGUCUUUCUCUUUGUCUCCUUUCUGGGUUCUAAUGUAUCCAUUCUGACAGUCAUGGCAUACGAUCGGUAUGUUGCCAUUUGCAAUCCACUGCAGUAUGAGAUGGUGAUGAAUUGGAAAGCCUGCGCAGAAAUAAUAAUUCUGGUUUGGGUCACCAGUCUUCUCUAUGGGAUGUUGCACACCACUGGCACUUUUUCAGUCUUUUUUUGUUCUAAUGUGGUCAACCAAUUCUUCUGUGAAGUUCCACAGUUGCUAAAGCUAUCCUGCUCUGGUUUCAAUCUGGUUGAAGUUGGAGUUCUUGUGGCUAGUGUAAUUGCAGGAUUAGGUUGUGUUGCUUUUAUUAUUGUCUCUUAUGCCAUGAUCUUCAAGGCAGUGUUAAGAAUCCCUUCUGAACAAGGAAGGCAAAAAGCCUUAUCAACUUGCAUUCCCCACCUUACAGUAGUGCUUAUGGUUUUAAUAACUGGUUGCUUUGCUUACCUGAGACCUCCCUCUAACACCCCAUCUUACUUAGAUUUUGGGUUGACUGUUCUGUAUUCCCUUCUUCCACCCCUGUUCAAUCCAAUCAUCUAUAGCAUGAGAAAUCAGAAUAUCCGAUUUGUCCUUUCUAAACUGUGGAGGUUCUGAAUAUUCUUUUAAUGUUGUUUCUAGUCUGUCCACCUCAAUUUUGCAUGUUCUUUUCCUUAUUUCUCUGAAUAGAGGAAUAAGCUAGAAAGGAGACACAGGUGUGAUGGAGGCAAAUUAAAUCUCUCAAACCAUAAAAAUAUAGAAAACCAGAAGUUUCUCUGCAAAUAGGCAUAGGGUUUAAUGAUGCUGGAGUUUGCCGGUCAAAAAUGGUCCGCACUCCAGACAAGGGCCCGGCUCCGCGGGGUGGGGUGAGCUCCGGUCCCUUGUCCUAGCUCCUGCCCACCCACCAGUUUGAAAGCUAUUCCAUCUGUGAGUAGAUAAAUGGGGACUCCCGUU